UCUCGUUUUUAGUCUACAGCGGAGACUUCAGAGCAGCGGACGUGAGAGAUCAGACCCGAGAUUUUGAAAUCGGAGAUCGUGAACUGUGGCCAGUGCUUCGCGUCGGUAAAUCAGAACAAAGACCAGGAAGCUCUUGGCCAAUUUGAACCGAAAAGUGAAUUGGACCACUCAUUCGAAGAGUCUUAAAACGAAAUCCAAGCGGGGAACUGUGAAUAAUGGUGGCUACUCCACCACAACUUUCCUAAACUAUCAAAAAACGAUAAUAAACUGAUAAAAAAAUCAGAAAAAAUCAAGAGAUUCUCAUAAAUACGACGGCAAUGUGGAGCUGUUAAGCCUGCAAUCCUGGCCAACAUGGUGAAGAUCGUCGACGGUCUGCCGCCCAGCGAGAUCAGCGCCCACAGUGCCGGCCACAGCCUCCACCACCAUCACCCACUGUCCUUGACACUGCCACCCGCCGCCCACCAGCCUCCCUCCAGCCAUCCAAUCGGCCUGAACCUCACCAAUCUAAUGAAGAUGGCCAGGACGCCGCAUCUCAAGUCCAGCUUCUCCAUUAACGCAAUCCUGCCGGAGACCCUGGAGCACAGGGACGAAGGGGAGGACGAGGAGCGAAACCCCCCCACCAAAUUCCCCCCCAGCCACAGCAUCAACAACAACAACAACAAUCCCAUUACGCCCCCAUGGGGCAGCGAGGACCAGGAAGCGGAGAGCGACCCGGAAUCGGACCUGGACGUCACUUCGAUGUCCCCAGCGCCCGCCGUCAAUCCCAACGAGAGUGAUGCCGAGGAAGUGGACGAGGAGGAUAUCGAGGAGGACAUCGAGUGCGAUGGAGACGGGGAUGUAGAAGCGGAAGGGGACGGAGAGACCACCGACGGGGACGCGGAGAACAAAUCCAGCGAUGGGAAGCCCAUAAAGGACAAGAAGGGCAACGAGAAGCCACCGUACAGCUACAACGCCUUGAUCAUGAUGGCCAUCCGGCAGAGCGCGGAGAAGCGCCUGACCCUGAACGGCAUAUACGAGUACAUCAUGACCAAUCACCCGUACUACCGGGACAACAAGCAGGGCUGGCAGAACUCCAUCCGGCACAACCUCAGCCUGAACAAGUGCUUCGUGAAGGUUCCGCGCCACUACGACGAUCCGGGCAAGGGCAACUACUGGAUGCUGGAUCCCUCGGCGGAGGAUGUCUUCAUCGGAGGCUCCACGGGCAAGCUGAGAAGAAGGACGACAGCCGCCUCCAGGUCGCGGCUGGCGGCCUUCAAACGCUCCCUGAUAGGGCCCAUGUUCCCGGGCCUGGCGGCCUACCCGCAGUUCGGCCAGUUCCUGACCUAUCCUCCCACGGCGCCCAGCCUGCUUGCCAGCAUGUACCAGCGAUACAACCCCUUCGCCCCCAAGAGCGGCCCUGGACACCCAGGACUGCCGGGCCUGCCUCCGCCGCCACCUCAGGUCCCUCCAGGACCUCCCCCCUUCGUUGCUCCGCCCACCAGCGAGCUCUACCAGCGCCUGCAGUACCAGCAACUCCUGCAUCAGCAUGCGGCCGCGGCGGCACUGGCGGCUCACCAGCGGCAGCUUUCGGUGGUGGCGGCUUCCUCGGGAGCGCCCCAUCCGCCGCCCCAUCCUGCAGCUCCUCACCUUGCCGCCACCCACCUGGGACAGCCGCCCACCUCACCUGUCCACCUCCACGGGGGCGGAGGCGGCAACGGAGCGGACUCACCGGGUCCGUCGCCCCAGGCCCUCAUCAAACCCGUCACAGUUGUCUCUCGCAACAGCUGAAGCCCUCCGGCCGCCAGAUCUCGACUGUGGCUGGGCCAGGGUGGACUCUGUAGCUUGUAGCCAGUGUGCACUGUACAUAGUUAUAGCC
Molecule: messenger RNA, 1855 nt
Organism: Drosophila bipectinata
Lineage: Eukaryota; Metazoa; Arthropoda; Insecta; Diptera; Drosophilidae
Gene: slp2
Product: sloppy paired 2
Biological process (GO): regulation of transcription by RNA polymerase II
Cellular component (GO): nucleus
Molecular function (GO): DNA-binding transcription factor activity; sequence-specific double-stranded DNA binding
Source: RefSeq, a predicted model, not a curated record